GGCAGCUUCUCAGCACCACACCAAAAUGCCCCCGACAAGCAGAGCGUUUGCUCAAUCAUCUGGUGCCACGUCUGCCUAUGCUCGACAUUUACAAGCUGCUUCGGCCUACGUUUCUUACUACGGUGGAACCAUUCCCACACCAGCGAAAUACAGAAACGAACGCGACAUCUUAGAGGACCAUCACCAGUUCAUCCGGACCGAUGAAGAAGCGGAUACGGAAGAAAAGAGGAUUGCGAAAAGCUAUUAUGAUAAGUUAUUCAAGGAGUUUGCGAUGGUAGAACUGGCGAGAUGGCGAGAAAAACAGAUUGCCAUGAGGUGGCGAACCAAGCAGGAAGUGCUCGAUGGAAAGGGUCAGUUCUCCUGCGCAAAUUUAUCCUGUCGGAACCACCGUAGCACACUGGAUGAGAAUCCCGAUGAAGAGGGUGGCCUACGAAGCGUUGAACUUAAUUUUGAAUAUGCUGAACGCGGGGAGAAGAAGCAUGCUCUUGUCACUGCGAGGGUUUGUGAAGAGUGCGCAGACAAGUUACGCUAUGUGCAGCGAGGUGAUAAAUCGAAGAGGAAGAGAAGUAGGGGAUCGAGAUCACCCUCACGAGGAAGACAUCACAGGGGAAGAAGCGAAGGUGGUGAGGAGAGCCGGCGACGGUCAGAAUCACCACGGGGGAGAAGGAGGAGGUUAGAUCCUCCAACGAGAAGGGAUGAUAGUAGACGACGGCGUAGGCGGCAUCAUGAAAGGGAUUAAGCCUAGGCGAGUGCAUGUUUUUACAAUACAAUAUGGGAAUUGCUUUAAAUGCUGGCCAAGAGCUCAGCAAGAUCCUUUCUUCAAAA
This is a messenger RNA of Tuber melanosporum (Perigord truffle), 825 nucleotides long. RefSeq lists its product as uncharacterized. Gene Ontology annotation, biological process: dephosphorylation. Bases 26 to 739 code for a protein of 237 amino acids. The record is from RefSeq and is a predicted model, not a curated record. NCBI's taxonomy places the organism in Eukaryota, Fungi, Ascomycota, Pezizomycetes, Pezizales, Tuberaceae. The transcript has 2 exons. Gene Ontology annotation, molecular function: phosphatase activity.